This is a messenger RNA of Stegodyphus dumicola, 2301 nucleotides long. It is a transcript of the gene ninaC, whose product is annotated as STKc_myosinIII_N_like and MYSc_Myo21 domain-containing protein ninaC. Gene Ontology annotation, molecular function: microfilament motor activity; protein tyrosine kinase activity; protein serine/threonine kinase activity. The record is from RefSeq and is a predicted model, not a curated record. NCBI's taxonomy places the organism in Eukaryota, Metazoa, Arthropoda, Arachnida, Araneae, Eresidae. Gene Ontology annotation, biological process: regulation of actin filament length; peptidyl-serine phosphorylation. Gene Ontology annotation, cellular component: myosin complex.
ACUCUGAAAAAACUAGGAACGCUGGUGGAGGAAAAUCUUUAUCCACUUGUUCCAUCAAAUCCGCUUACAGCUACAGUGAAAAAUUGGAACUUCAAAAGUGAUGCUGACUCACCCUAUGUCAAAAUACUACCUGACGAUUUGGCAGCAAUAGAAAAUCAAUCCGAAGAUUCUGUGGUUGAUUUCUUAUAUCGUCGAUUUUCGCAAAACGAAAUAUAUACUUAUAUAGGAGAUAUUCUUGUUGCCAUCAAUCCGAGAAAAAAACUACCAUUAUAUGACUCAAAGAUACAAAUGCUGUAUCAGGAAAAGGCUCGAUCAGAUAAUCCACCUCAUAUAUUCGCUGUAGCGGACAGAGCAUACCAGCAAAUGCUUCAUCAUAAAAGAUCACAGGUCAUUAUUCUCUUCGGGAAAUCGAAUAGCGGCAAGUCCUUCUCCGCAACGCAGAUCAUUAACCAGUUAGCAUUUUUAAGUACAAGUGGCAAUGUGGCAAUGGCAGAAAAGAUUCAACAGCUGUGUCCUCUCCUCGAUGCUUUUGGUUCAACCCGCACCAGCUAUAAUCAAAACGCCAGUAGGUUACUUAAAACCAUAAGCGUUACUUUUACGAAGACUGGGAAAAUAACGGGAGGAAUUCUGACAGCGACGCUACUGGAUAGAAUAAGAAUCAGUUCAACACCACCAAACGAAAGCAACUUUCAUAUCCUGUACUACCUCUUUGAAGGCCUGAAAUCUGAGAAAAGACUUGCUGAAUUUGGCCUCGAUAAGCUAUCAAGCAUACGAUAUCUCCCUCAGAGAGAUUCCAAGAAUCCCGCAGAUUUAGUGGCUGGUUACAAAAAUGUCUAUCAUGCUUUCAGAAUUCUUUCUUUUACAGAAGAGGAAAUAUUGGUGGUUCUACGCAUACUGUCAGCUAUUUUAUUACUUGGUGACGUCACUUAUACUGAGAAGGAAUCAACUGCGACAGCAAGCAAUCCUUAUCUGAUUUCUUCUGCUGCGAAAAACUUGAGUGUAGAUAAUGAGCAGUUGUGUUCAGUCAUUUCUAGAGGUGAUAGUUUAGAAGAAGUUACUCAGAAAAGAGAUGCUUGGGUACAGUUUUUGUACAUGCGGCUUUUUGAAUGGAUUGUAUCUUCACUCAAGAAGCAGCUCUCCUUUUCACGUCUUGUUUUAGGUGAUUCCUAUUCAGUUACUGUCAUUGAUCCUCCUGGAUUUGGAGCUGGUGAGCACAACCAGAUGUUUCAGCUUAGCACCAAUAUUAUCGACGAUUUCUUACAGAAUUACAUUCAACAGCUCAUAUUUUUCAAAGAACUGGAAGAAUACAAAGAAGAGAGCGUGGACAUACCUUUCAAGUACGAAGAAUCCACGUUACAACAGCAAGCACUGAAUAACUUGAUAGAAAGUGAGAAAAUUCUGCUGAAUGGUCUGCAGAGCUCAGGUGUGAAAGGAAGUUUCAACUGGUUGAAAAAAAUGAGAUCUUUGCCAUGCGCGUGUGUUGAAGUGGAAAACGAUAAAGUUACAGUAUAUCACAUGUUUCAAAAGAUGACUAAACUGCAGUCAGAAGUUUCCAGAUUUCAAUGUUUUAUUUAUAAAAUAAAGCAUGUAUCAUACAAUAUUCAACAGCUAACAGUAGAAAAUAUUAGCAAUAUAAAUGAGAUGGAAUUCAUAGAAACUUUUAAAGGAACUGAUGAUCAAAUAACAUCAGCCAUUGCCAAUAAACUAUCAGAUGAGAACUCGUCUUUAGCAGAACAAACACGGUUUCUUUUACCGAAACUGCUUGAAGGGAUAACUGAAGACUUCCCACAUUUGGUCGUAUGUAUGCAGCCUACUGAUUCGUGCCGAGAAGACAUUCGAUUUGAUCCUCAGUAUGUCGUACACCAGCUGCGUGCUUUUAAACUCAUGGAAACUAUCAUGAUAAGGCAAAAGGGUUAUGCACGAAGACUAUCGUUUUCAGAAUUCCUUAACAGAUACAAAUACCUAGCUUUCGAUUUUGAUGAAGAAGUAGAAUUAAAUAAACAGAACUGUCAGCUUUUAUUGAUCAGACUUAAAAUGGAUGGUUGGAAAAUGGGACUAAAUAAGGUAUUCUUAAAAUAUUAUGCUGAAGAAUAUCUUUCCCGCCUAUAUGAGACACAUGUGAAGAAAAUUGUAAAAGUCCAAGCCAUGGCCAGAAGGUUUAUAGUUAAAGCCCGUCAUGGAAGACAUGUAUAAAAUUGAAUUAACAGAUACUUAUAAUCAGUGUUGAAUAUGCUAUGCUCUGAAAGUAUUAUUUUAAAAGAACUUUACAUUAAACUAUGAAUAAAGUUGGAAACUGCAGUA